This is a messenger RNA of Nelumbo nucifera (sacred lotus), 1460 nucleotides long. Its product is annotated as chaperone protein dnaJ 10-like. NCBI's taxonomy places the organism in Eukaryota, Viridiplantae, Streptophyta, Magnoliopsida, Proteales, Nelumbonaceae. The record is from RefSeq and is a predicted model, not a curated record.
AGCUUUAUUCUGACGGUACCGCGAGUACCGACUACCGACCAGCCCAGCCCCAAACGCGAACUGCCACUCACUCGGUGACCUGGUUAUAUUUUCAUCUGUCUUUCGCUGUUUUUGUCGAAUUGGAUUACUUGGGUGAUAGAUCUUGCUCAAUUUGCGCCUGACCAUCUGAUCAGGUUUGAGAGCAAUGGUGAAGGAUACUGAGUACUACGAUAUUCUGGGUGUGAGAUAUGAUGCUACUCCAGCUGAGAUCAAGAAGGCUUACUACCUUAAAGCAAGGCUGGUACACCCAGAUAAAAAUCCUGGAGAUCCCAAUGCUGCCCACAAUUUUCAGGUACUUGGGGAGGCUUAUCAAGUUCUUAGUGACCCAGAAAAACGUGAAGAAUAUGACCAGAAUGGAAAGGAAGGGGUAUCUCAGGAUUCUAUGGUAGAUCCUUCUGUAGUAUUUGGGAUGGUUUUUGGGAGUGAUUUCUUUGAAGAGUAUGUUGGCCAACUAGCCUUGGCUUCCUUGGCAUCUGUGGAGCUUGAAGAAGACUCACAAGUUCCAGAAGCUCGGACGCAAAGAGUUCUGGACAAGAUGAAGGAGUUGCAGAAAGAAAGGGAAGCAAGACUUGUACAAAUUUUGAAAGACCGCCUUCAACCAUAUGUUGAGGAUCGAAAGGAUGAGUUUGUAGAUUUGGCAAAGUCAGAAGCUCAUCGUCUCUCACAAGCUGCUUUUGGUGAGGCUAUGCUGCACACUAUUGGUUAUAUCUACACAAGGCAAGCUGCAAGAGAAAUUGGUAAGAACAUACGGUUUAUGGGUGUGCCAUUCUUGGCAGAGUGGGUCCGAGACAAGGGUCACCAUAUAAAAUCGCAAGUGGUGGCAGCUUCAGGUGCUGUCUCUUUAAUUCAAAUACAGGAAGGGUUUUUGAAGGUGGAACAAGGUGAGAACAAAGAAGAGAACCUGAUGAAGCACAUUGAAGAUAAUAAAGAAGCCAUGGUUAAUUCCCUUUGGAAGAUAAACGUUUUGGACAUUGAAUUGACCCUCUCACAUGUCUGCCAAGCGGUUCUCAAAGAUCCUAAUGUUUCCAAGGAUGUGCUUAAGCUACGAGCCAAAGCAUUGAAAAAGCUUGGAACCAUUUUCCAAGGUGCCAAGGUCCUUUAUAGAAGAGAUAACAGUCUGCGCCAUGAGGAUGGCUCAAAGGUUAGUGCUACAUCAUCAUCGAAGGCAACAUAAUAUUUUGAUAGCGUAGCCUGUCUAAAUAUAUGUAAGGUGGUAAUGUUGAUUGUACUUGGUCCAGUUUAUACAUGGCUGUAUCAUACUCAUCCAUAUUUUAAGCUCCUUGAACAGUGUUUUUUGUUUUGUAAUUUUUUUUAAGAUCUAGAUCAGUAAUUUGGAUGUGCUCCUAUUCUGGUUUUAGCACCCUUCAACAUUUUAAUUAAUGAUUUUUUAUUGCUUCUGUUUGCAAGUAUCUUUCUUACUA